Messenger RNA from Amyelois transitella, 883 nucleotides. RefSeq lists its product as uncharacterized. The record is from RefSeq and is a predicted model, not a curated record. Gene Ontology annotation, cellular component: cytosol; nucleus. NCBI's taxonomy places the organism in Eukaryota, Metazoa, Arthropoda, Insecta, Lepidoptera, Pyralidae. Gene Ontology annotation, biological process: protein folding; chaperone-mediated protein complex assembly. Gene Ontology annotation, molecular function: protein-folding chaperone binding; Hsp90 protein binding. Bases 147 to 647 code for a protein of 166 amino acids. The transcript has a single exon.
UUGAGGAGCGAGCGAGCAAUCAGCAUUAGCAAAGCAAGUUGGUCGGUGUGUGGUGAUAGAUUAUCAAAUUGUGAACCAAGAUAUUUAAAACGUGAAGUGAGAAAAUAUUCACGUGGUGUCUUAAAUAGUAAAAUUGUAUAUUUACAAUGUCAGGAGAAACUGCAGUCCCACCUCCCGUAUUAUGGGCCCAACGCAAAGAAGAUGUAUUUCUUACAAUCAGCGUGGAGUCGAAAGAUCCCAUUAUCAAAAUAGAAAAAGACUCCGUUUAUUUCAAAGGCGUCAAUGUACCAGACAAUAAAGUGCACGAGGUCACAAUUCCUUUGUAUGAUGCAGUGGUUCCAGAAAAUAGCGGCUUUGUAAAUAAAGGAAGGUGCAUAGAAAUGGUGCUUCGCAAAGAAAAAAAAGACGCUUCGUAUUGGCCGAACCUUACCAAGGAUAAAAAGAAACCACAUUACCUGAAAAUAGAUUUCAACAAAUGGAGAGAUGAAGACGAUGAUGAAGAAGGUAACGCCGGUAGCGCUUACGAUUUAGAAGAGAUGCUACGGUCGAUGGGCGGCGGCGGCGCUGGUGGGGACAAGCCCGAUAAGCCUUCCUUUGAGGAUUUGGAAAGUGAUUCAGAUGAUGAAAAUUUACCAGAUCUUGAAUGAAAUCUAUGUAGUGAUAAUGCUUAUAUUUAACUCUCGACAGUACAUUAUGUAUUAAGGUUUUUACAGUUAUAAUAAAACCGUCAUGAAAAGGCUAAAUGUUAUUUUAGUUACCGGCUUCAAGUUUUGGCCUGUUAUGUGUUUAUUCAUUAUUAGUGAAAUGUUUGUAACUUCAACCAAAACUUAGAAUAAUAAAAUUUUUGAUAUAUAAAUAACCUAUAAAGGCUAUUGAAUUUUCA